This is a messenger RNA of Lates calcarifer (barramundi perch), 1166 nucleotides long. Its product is annotated as group XIIB secretory phospholipase A2-like protein. The record is from RefSeq and is a predicted model, not a curated record. Bases 104 to 754 code for a protein of 216 amino acids. The transcript has 4 exons. NCBI's taxonomy places the organism in Eukaryota, Metazoa, Chordata, Actinopteri, Centropomidae. Gene Ontology annotation, molecular function: A2-type glycerophospholipase activity; calcium ion binding. Gene Ontology annotation, biological process: lipid catabolic process; phospholipid metabolic process; triglyceride homeostasis. Gene Ontology annotation, cellular component: extracellular region.
AGGUCACACAGACAGUUUCAGUGUUGCCUCUGUGAGUGUGUUUGUGUUCUCCUGCAGUCUCUGAAAUCUAACUCUGUUCAUACUGAGCUGUCUGAGCUUCAGGAUGACUCGCUGGGCCCUUCUCACUCCCCUUCUGCUCCUGCUGGGCCUGUUCAUCCACAGUGCUGUCAGUCAAGAGGCCGAGGACCCAGCAGCAGCACCACCACCACCACCACCACCACCCGGCCAGGCCGCUGAUGGCACACAGGCAGAAGAUGAGAACCAAGAAUGGGGAAUGAACUCUCUCCGAGGCAGCUUUGAGGCCGUCAGUGGCUACUUUGACUCGAUGCUGGAGUUCAUGGGUGGACGUGAUGGAGUGUGCCAAUACCGCUGUAGAUAUGGUAAAGCUCCUCUUCCUCGUCCUGAAUAUCAGAUGCCAGUACCUGAUGGAUGUAGCUCCUACUUCUUUGGACUUCCUGUUCCAGAAGGGAUGGACGUGGGCAUCCCUGCCAUGACUAAGUGUUGUAACCAGCUGGAUAUGUGCUAUGACACCUGUGGCUCCAACAAGUACCGCUGUGACUCCAAGUUCCGCUGGUGCCUCCACAGCAUCUGCUCUGACCUGAAGAAGAGCCUGGGCUUUGUGUCAAAAGUUGAAGCAUGUGAAACAGUAGCAGACACCUUGUUCAACACGGUGUGGACUCUGGGCUGCAGACCCUACAUGAACAGCCAGAGGGCAGCGUGCUACUGUCAAGGAGAGGAGAAAGAUGAACUUUAACUGAGAUUGAAAGGCAAACCGCUCUCCUAUUUAUAAAACAGUAUCAACUACAGAAACAUCAGAUGAUGGAGUUCUGAGUUAUAGUGUUGCAAAGACUGCUGUGUGACUACUUGAGUAAUUUAUUCAGAAGGUCUUGUUCUGGUUGUGUUCAAAGUUGUUGUUUUACUUCACAAAAAAUUGGAUGUUAUUGUUAAAAAUUCAACCACACACUGAGUUGCAAGUCAAAUCUGUGUUUGUUUCUAGCCGUGCAUGCAUGCUGGCUGUAGUGCUGGUAUUAAUUGGUAACAGCAUAUGAGUGUGGUAAAAAGGAAAAAUGCCAAUGUAAAGACAGCCUUUGCAUCAUACUAAGAGUGUGUUCCCAUGUCAUGGUAUAAGGAUAGUCCACCACAUGAAUAAAUGUUGUUGACUCAUA